Messenger RNA from Serpula lacrymans var. lacrymans S7.9, 1843 nucleotides. RefSeq lists its product as uncharacterized. The transcript has 10 exons. Lineage: Eukaryota; Fungi; Basidiomycota; Agaricomycetes; Boletales; Serpulaceae. The record is from RefSeq and is a predicted model, not a curated record. The coding region runs from base 66 to 1361 and encodes 431 amino acids. Gene Ontology annotation, molecular function: protein serine/threonine kinase activity; ATP binding. Gene Ontology annotation, biological process: protein phosphorylation.
GGCGUAACUGGUGGCUACCUUAUGUCGUCCUUGAAUUCGAUAAAAACGAAAUCUUAAUUGACGCCAUGGGUGGCGAUCUGUCAAGUCCGGUCUGGAACUACAGGGCAGACUUCGAUGUGUCUCGUACAUCGAACAUAUCCGUUUCUGCCUAUCUACGGACCGCAGCUGCAGUCCAGGGUCAGGAUGACAUGGGUAAUGAUCUCUUGAUUGCUCGAGUAGAUCUCACACCUGUUCUGGAUGGCCAUCAUGCAUCAGAUCAGUGGUAUGGCGCCACUGCCGGCGCGGGCUCUUUCCACUUAAAAAUCGACUUCAAACCCAUUCGAAACGAGUCGCUCACAAUAGAGGCAUUCGAUUUACUCAAGGUGAUCGGUAAAGGAAGUUUUGGCAAAGUGAUGCAAGUUCGCAAGAAGGAUACACAGCGGAUCUAUGCUCUCAAAACAAUUCGCAAAGCGCAUAUCGCAUCACGGCCCGGUGAAAUCACGCAUAUAUUGGCGGAGCGUACUGUCCUGGCGCUGGUGAACAAUCCAUUCAUCGUGCCGCUCAAGUUUUCGUUUCAAAACCCUGACAAACUCUAUCUUGUGAUGUCUUUCGUAAACGGUGGAGAGCUGUUCUAUCAUCUGCAGCGAGAAGGAAAAUUUGAUCAGGAUCGGAGUCGAUUCUAUGCAGCUGAGUUGCUUUGUGCUUUGGAACAUUUACACGGUUUCAAUGUUGUCUAUCGUGACCUUAAACCCGAAAACAUUUUGCUGGAUUACACUGGACACAUAGCUCUUUGUGAUUUCGGUCUUUGCAAACUAAACAUGUCGGAGACGGAAAAAACCAAUACAUUCUGUGGUACUCCAGAGUAUAUCGCUCCAGAACUCCUUGAGAGCCAAGGAUAUACAAAGACCGUUGAUUGGUGGACUCUUGGUGUGCUCCUGUAUGAGAUGAUGACUGGUCUACCACCGUUUUAUGACGAGAACGUCAACACAAUGUACCAGAGGAUUCUGACAGAUCCUCUCAACUUCCCGUCGGAUAUGCCAGCCGAAGCUCGUAGCGUGAUGACAGGAUUGCUGCAGCGUGAUCCUGCCAGGCGGCUUGGUGCUAAUGGUGGCGAGGAGAUCAAACGUCACCCAUUCUUUGCCAAAUACGUUGAUUGGAAUAGGCUUCUAGCCAAGAAGAUCCAGCCUCCGUUUAAGCCCAGUGUGGAAUCUGUGCUUGAUGUGGCCAACUUUGAUCCCGAUUUUACCAAUGAAGAAGCCCAAGAUUCAGUGGUUGAAGACUCCCAUCUCUCCGAAACCGUUCAGGACCAAUUCAAAGGAUUCACCUACAACCCUGCCAACGAACAUCUCAGCGAGAGUGUUAGCUAUAGCAACAUGGGUUGAAGCUGACUCUUUAGAACCUUCAUCGUCCCUCAUCUCGUCCCUCUCCCCUGCGCUGUGCGUCUGGUGAAAUACCGAAAACCUCCUCUUAGUUCUUUCGAUGUAUCCUCUUCCACGUUUUUGCGCAUAUGCUGUUUACCCUUAUUUUUCACCGGGUUUCAUGCUGUUGGUCUUGUUUGCACCAGUUAGCUAUAGACGUUGUAGCUUACCUGUGUACAGUCUCGUCUGUGUUUUUAAAUGAGCGUGGACAAUUUGUCGACUUUCUUUUACAUACAAAUUUUCGUCCUGACCAGAAACUGUAUCCGUGUUUGUUCGGUUUCGAAUUAUAUAUUCAUCUGUAUACUUGUGUUUUUGCGGCGAAUCAAAGACUCCGUGGGGUUUGUAGCUUUUUGUUGUUAGUGGAUAGUAGAACAUAGUCUGGCUGAACUUCAGGGAACGCACUAUACCUUGAAAAAAAAAUCAAGCAAUUGUUUUCCUGCGGACGU